Messenger RNA from Cladocopium goreaui, 8011 nucleotides. The record is from the annotation of a GenBank genome assembly. NCBI's taxonomy places the organism in Eukaryota, Dinophyceae, Suessiales, Symbiodiniaceae.
ACCCAUGCCACAACAGCAAACCUUUGGGCACAUGGAAUUCGUGGACUUCAUUCGGGUCCAACAUGGCAAUGACGAAAUCCCCAGAGAUGGUGGUGAUCCCUGGAGCCGAGGAGACGCCUCGAUGAGAGCUCCGGGAUCUUACUAUCCACCUGGUCGAACAAACCACGAUGGUGGUGCUGGUCCGCAGCUCCAUGGUCCUGGUGGAGCCCCUCAACAAGGCAUCAAUGUGGCGCCGAUGGCAGCACCCGUUGGCUCAGGACAAUAUGGAUGUACUGGAUGCCCUCAGGUGACUGCCUCUUCGGUUCUCCAUAACUUGGACAAUUCAGCGUUGCCACAACCUACACCACAUGUACAAAGUGCUUUUGAGAUGCUGGGUAAAACGCCUGUUGCUGGACUGACCCAUGAAAGAGUUGACAAGGAUGAUGUUAUGAUGAAAGCGCUGUUAGCAGCGAUCAGUGGCGACAAAAAGAUGUUGCCCCCUUGGAAUGGAAGUGUGGAAACCCUUCGCGCAUGGCUACGGCAACUCUCUCUAUGGGAACUGGACAACAACCUGCCGAAGUCACGUUGGGGUCUGAAGCUGAUGCAGUCCUUUCAUGAAGGAACGGCACCUCGACGAAUAGCUGAAGCAAUAGAUUUAGCAACGUUGACUUCGGAGUCUGGCUACAGUGCUAUAUUGUCCUCGUUGAUGGCGAAGUAUGCGCCAUACCUGGAAGCCUCUGGACCAGCAGCUGUGGAGAAUUUUUUCUAUGGCAAUGAAAGAUCCAAGAAUGAAAGCUUCUCCACAUACAUAGCAGCCAAAGAAAUCGCUCUGCAGGAGAUGGAAAGCCAAUUGGGUGAAAAACUUUCCCCAAAAAUUGCUGGUCGAAUUCUUUUGCGUCAUUUGCGUCAUGCUGGCCUGAACGACCUUCAAAGGGAAAACCUUGCGGUGAGAUACAAUGCCCUGCUCACCUUCGAUCAGGCAGCUGCAGCACUACGUCCUCUAGAUCGUCCUGAAGCUCUGAUGUCAAGGGUUGCAAAGACCUAUGUGACAAGCACUCAGGUCGACGGUGAGUUGGAGGAUGAGCAGACCAAUGAGGAUGACGAUGAGCUGCAGCCCGACGAAGAUGAGUUGUCGGGCCCCGAAAGUGAUGGUCGUGGCAAUUUCACCUACAUGCUGUUCGACCCUGAACAGGAAUAUGAUGAAGAUGAGGCAAACUAUGUCUGGGCCUACAACUCUGCUUACAAGGACGUUCGCAAAGAGCUCCAGGAAUGCCCCAAGCGUGCUCAGGAAUCAGCAGCCAAUUUUUUUGUGUGUCAGGGAAGCUCUGGAAACCAGAACAAGGUCUAUGUGAACAUCUCCGAAGCCAAGGAGAAAAAGUUUUCAGUUUUUGCUGGAGUUCAAACUUCCGGCAAUGAAGCAGUUGUCGACACAGCGGCUGAGGAAGCAGUGAUUGGUUCAGCUGCAAUGGCAAAACUCAGACAAUGCUUGGAAAGCUACGGUUUGAAGCCCGCACCAGCGCAUGGGGCAACAGUGACCUGUGCUGGGAUUGGCGGCAGUGCAAAGAUUCUUGGAAUUUAUGAUGUACCAGUUGGAGUGGCUCGUACCAAUGGGCUGAUCCGUGUGACUGAAAUCAGCGACGAAGGAUCUUUUUGCACCCCGUUUCUCUUGCCCAUCUCUUACAUUGAGUUGGUAGGUGCGACAGUUGAUGUGAGCAAGGAACUGUUUACUUUGAAGAAUGGCAAUAGUACGCCUAUGAGGCGAUCUCCAUCAGGGCACCGCGCCAUUUCAGUGCUUGAGUUUGCAGGCAAGUGGACGUUGCCACAGCAGCUGUUGAAUGAGUUGAAAAUUGAAGGUGAGAACCCUUUUCAAGCUGCAUCACCCAAGCCUUCUCCUGCGAAGAGCUCAACUUCAACGAAGUUUGCACAAAGACCUGGAGUUGCUGUUUGGUUGAAAACGGCUCAGCAUCAGUUGCAAUACAUGGGCAAGCAUGCGGCAGCCAGCAAUGCAGCCUACACCAAUGCAGUUCUUUGCAACAGCCUGCAUUGGAUCGUGCUACAACAGAAAGCCGACCGUCCGCAAACACCCAGGGAACUCAAGAUCCCGUUGCGCCCCAAUCUCGACCUGGUGAGUUUUGGACGGGCGAUGCAGAAGCGUGUGACGCAAUGGCUGCUGGCUCAGAACGAAGACAUGCCAGACCCGGUGCCGAAGAAGAAGUCACCACCGGAAAAACUCAUGCAGGCCUGGCGUCGCAUGGUGUUGGCAACCAUCAGGUUGUACCUGGAGGUGAUGUUACAGUCGGUGACCGACUACCUGACAAGCAGAAACAGGGGAACCAUGGCAAAGCUCCCGAAGGCCAAGAAGGACAAGUCCCUGGUCCCAGCGGAGUCGAAGAAGACCGCCAAAGUCAGGCGUGGCAUAGGGCAGCCUCUGCCUCGCUCCAAAGCAUGCAAAAGCUGGCCCAAAGAGCCCUUGGACUGUGCUCACGAAGAAAGCCAAUUGAGGCAGCGGGGGUCAAAGGACAGUUUUUGGUGGACGUGCCUGCAAUGUGGAAGCCGAUGGCAGCGCGUGGAGUGGGAACCCGACAUGGAGCUCAACGCUGGUGCGGCCUCUUCAGGGGAAUACCGCGGUUCAGCGGGAACAGAGAAGAUCCAGACGUCUUCCAAGGUGGCAUACCCAAGCAGACUGCCACCGCCGAGAUCAAGGCCCAACCUGACAACCUUGGUCGUCGAGGAGGAGACAGUGGUCCGCACAGAUCCCCUGAUGGCACACGAAGGGAGGAUGACACCAGCACCCAUGCAGUCAGAAGGACAACUCCCAAUGCCGCUGGAGCACCCACAGAACCGCCACCGCCAAGCAGCCAUGGGGAUUCCACCAACAACCAGUCUGGUGACCGACAUGGCGGCUCAGGCACUGAUGGAUGGGAUGGAUUUCGACCCAACCGAUCAGACAGCCGAUCAGCAGUUGGAGAAGUUGAUGGCCGAGCACAAGAAGGAGCGCCGCAAGCAGAUGCAGAUGGCCAGUGGAGUUCGACCUGCCCAACCAAGGUCAAAGUCUCGAGGACCAGCAUCAUCGGAGCUGGAAAUCCAGGAGAUCCACACGUCGGACGACGAGACGACUCCACGCAAAGCCAUCCAAGACUUUCAGAUGGCCACGAAGUUGGCAAUGUUUGCAACGGUCCUGGUUUGCUCUCAGUUGCCCGAUGCAGAGCAACGGAUCUCUACGUUGCUUGGUCCUCGGAUGGAGUUUGAGGACAGCUACAGCACUGAGGGUGACCUGGGCAUCAAAGAAAUGACUUUUUCCUUGAAUGCCAGCACGUCUGAGCUGGCCCGCACUGAUUUUGAUGGUGUGCCCAAAACCAUCGACAAGCAGCAACGACAACACGUUUCUUUUGCACUACGAAACUAUCUCGACCACAUUGGCGAGAUCUACAGCCCUCCAAGAGCCACUGCAAUGUCUCCAGGUGAAGGACUCCGUGGGAAGAUAGCGCUGGACCUGACCAACGGCUGGGACUUCUGCAAGUCAGAGCAUCGCCAAAAGGCUGUGAAGCUGGUGAAGACGCACAAACCUGCAGUGCUGUUACUUUCACCUCCAUGUGGACCAUUCUCAUCCCUACGGAACUUGUCAAACAGCAAGCGUGACAGUGAACAAGUUCGACGUGAAGUCAUCGAGGGUGAGCUCCACAUGAACUUCGCCAUCAGCCUGGCCAUGCUACAGAUCUCCGAAGGCCGUGGGUUCAUCCUGGAACAGCCCAAGAAUGCCAAGUCUUGGAAACUCCCCAAGAUGCUGGAGUUGCUGGAUCAUCCAGACGUUUACCAGAUCCGCGUGGACAUGUGCCAGUUUGGCCUACGUGCUCAAGCAGGUCCCUGCAAAGGGGAGCUGGUCCAAAAGCCCACACUCCUGGCCACCAACAUUGCAGAGAUGGCUCACUACGUUCAGAAGACUUGCAACAAGUCGCAUCAACAUGGAAUGCUGGUUGGCGGCUCAGCUAAGAUGGCCGCGAUCUACACGCCCCACUUUGUCAAGGCAUUGCUGCAUGGUAUCAAAAAUGCCCUUGGAAUCAAAGCAGCAAAGCCUCAGAAUCCACAACUUCACCAAGCCUUCCUGUAUGGCAAGUCGCAGGUGGUUGGAUUUGGACUUGAGCCACCUGCCCGGCCAAAUGCAGAAGCCAGUGGACUUCAUCCAUCCAAUGGACUUUCACGGAUGGUCUGGCCUGCAGCAGCGGAUGAUGAAGACUUGCCUGAGGCAGUUGUGCCAGAGGCAGUGGAUGACGAGGUGUUGGAAGAAACUCGCCGUCAGCUUCGCAAUGUUGGCGAGCAACCUGGAGUUUCCAAAGCCCUUGCAAAGAUGGAGGACUUCAAAAAGGUGGAUGAGGGAGAGUUCUCGCUUCCUCCAAACUUGAGGCGAGAAGUUCAUCGAGUGCAUCGGAAUCUUGGUCACCCUGGAUUGGACAUCUUCGUCCGUGCUUUGCAGAAUGCUGGAGUUCAGGAACAUAUCAUCCAGUGGACCAAGAGACACUUCAGAUGCCCGACCUGCGAUGCACUUCCUCGACCAAAACCAGCACGACCUGGACAUUUGAUGCGAGCAUUGGAGUUCAACACUGUGGUUGGCAUUGACCUGUGCUUCUUGGACUUGCAGCACAAACAGGUCAUCCUGCUCAACAUGCUGUGUUGGGGCACCAACUUCCAACAAGCAUGCAUCUGCCAGAGCAAGAAUGCAGAUGAAGUGGUUGAACGUUUCAUGAAUGAAUGGGUGAAGCACUAUGGACCUCCCGUCCUUCUGGUCAUGGACAGAGGCAAGGAGUUUGACAAUGACAAGCUCAAGGAGCUUGUGGGUGGUCUUGGCGUUGGACUCCACUACACAGACGCCCAAUCACCCUGGCAGAACUCAAGAACUGAGAAGGCUGGAGGUAUCUUGAAAGAGAAGAUCCUGGCGACAAUCCACGCCACAUCAGCCUCUAUGGAAGAGCUGCCAUAUGUCGUCUCUGAAGUGGUAGCAGGACGAAACCGCUACAUGGAUCGAUUUGGAUUUAGCCCCAUGCAGCGUGUCUUCGGCAAGAACCUGCGCCUCCCAGCCUCUCUCCUUGCCACAGAUGCCUUGAACCGCGAGCUGGCGGAUGCAUCUGCAACAGACCCCAUUCACAGGUCAUGGGAGAUUCGAGAUGCAGCUGCCCGCGAAUGGAUCCGAAAGCAGGACCAAGGUGCUGUGCGACGCAGUCUGCGCGCUCAAACCCGCACCAGCGACCAACAGAAGAUUCUUGCUGGAUCAUGGGUCUAUGUCUUCCGAGACACACCUUCCUACAAGGGUUGGGUUGGCCCCGGCGUCACUAUCGCCGAAGACCCCACUGGAAAAUCAUCCUGGGUGUCUAUGCGCGGCAGACUAUGGAAGGCAUCUCGAGAACAACUUCGACUAGCUACACCUGAAGAAGAACUUGGAGCCGAGCUCAUUGUUGAGCUUUCCAAAGAGAUGCUGGCGAAACUCAGCAAGCCAGGUCAUGUCGUCUAUCAAGAUGUCACUCGAGAAGGAGGACCCACAGACGACUACUAUGAUGAAGUUCUCAGGACCUUGAAUGUCCGUGAAGAAGGAGCUCAACAAACUGAGACCCAAGAUGGCUCAUCUCAAUCAGGUGAUGCAACAACUUCAACCACGACGAGCACCACGGGAAGCUCUUCAGGUCAAGCUCACAUGGAGGUGGACACGGAAGUGGAUGGUUCAAAUGUGACGACGGCACCAAACUCUGAACUGCCUAGCAGACGUGCGAGCAUCGCAUCUGAGACUGGAGUGCCGACCGCACCAAUGGAAGUCAUUCCAGAAGUGAGUGAACCAGCGAGCCCUGUGAGCAUGCCCCCACAACCAAUGCCACCGGCAAGAACUUUUGGCCCGUCAGCUGUUGAACGACAACGUCAUUCAGCACCAUACCCAGCUGCACGGCCACGAGCACCUGCACAAGAACCGUUGUUGGAUCAGCCAGAGACACCAACGCUGAGACAAAGUUCUGUGACAGGUCCCACACCAACCUUGAGUCAGAGGCCACCGAAUCAAUCUCUCUAUGUGGAAGUGAUCAAUUUUGAAGAUGAUUCACACCUGUUUUCUGCAGUGCAGGCACCAGCCUUCAUCGGUGCCACAUGGAAGUUUUGCCGAGAACAGCAAAGGUCAACUUUGAGACCUUGCACUGAAGAUGAGGCCACGUUUUCAUGCCAGCAAGCAGAGGCAAGCUAUUGCAUCCGAGACCGCUGCAUGUACGUGACCAAGACAAAAUCAUCUUUUGGACAAGUUGAAUUUUCGAAGUUGCCUGAAGAAGAGAAGAGAAUGUUUCGGGCUUCACGCAAAAAGGAGCUCGACAGCUUGGUUUCCACUGGCGCUGUGCGAAUUCUGUCUGUGGAGGAAAGUCUCAGAUUUUUGCGAGACACACCAGAACAGGUGAUUGAUUCCAAGUAUGUGGACCGCUACAAGCCUAUUGCAGUUUCAAAAGGAAAGCUGGAGGAGUACAAGUCCAAAGCACUGACUCAGGGACACUUCAAAGCCAUCGAGCUGGAAGCAGAUGCCACCAAUCCAAAAUCACGGUUGUGCGCAGUGGGAUGGCAGGAUCCGCAGAUCCUCGAGGUGGAGCGUUCUUCCCCGACGCCAUUGUCAACGAGCUUGUAUGCGUGCUUGCAGUUGGCAUCAAGCAGACGAUGGGCUACACGGGUUAAGGAUGUGAAGACCGCUUUCCUGCAGAUCUAUGGCCUGGUGACUGGACCCAGCUGGUGGAGAAGGACACUUCUCAAAACAGCGACUGAGAAGCUGAAGUAUGAGGUGAAUUGCUAUGACAGGUGCAUCCUCACACUUCCAGCUGAAGAAUCCAAACGUGGAUCCCCAGGUGCAUUGUCCGACGGCUUCAUCGUCAUUGAGGUUGACGACAUUGCGGAGGCGGGUGGACCGAGGCAUCUGGAGAAAAUGAAGCAGUUGGAAUCAAUGCUGACUUUUGGGAAAGUCGAGAACCUGCAGUCUGCUGAAGGAACAAACUAUGCAGGACGUCAUUUGCGCCAGCUGCCUGAUUUCAGCUUUGAGAUCACGAUGGAGGAGUUCAUCUAUACGCGACUGGAACCGAUUCUCAGCCACAAAAAGGUUCUCAAAAAGCAUGCAGCUGAGACGCAACUGAACGAAAGCGAGAAGACGCAGUUGAGAGGCUUGAUCGCUUCUUUGAACUGGGUGUCAAGGGAAGGAAGGCCUGAUGCUUCAUCCGCAGCAUCAAUCCUGGCUUCGUCGUUUCCAAACCCGACAAUGGAGCAUGUGCAUGCCGCGAAUGAGGUGGUGAAGCACCUGAAGACCUUUCCUGUGACCCUCCGGAUUCAUGCGAUUCCCGAAAGCCAACUGCGACUGGUCCUGAUAGCAGAUUCAGCAUUCGACACCAGUGGACGUGAGAAAUCUCAACAUGGAUGGUUGCUUGGAUUUACAAAUCCACUGCUGAACAGAGGAGAGCCUGCGCCCAUCUCUCUUAUUCAGUGGCGAUCCAAGCGGCUUCGGAGAAAGGCAUCAUCUUCAUUGCUGUGCGAGGCGAUUUCGAUGUCUGCAGCGACAGGUGCUCUGGAACGCUUGGACGCCUUCUUCCAAAGCAUCCGCCUGUCAGACUACAGCCCGAGACGAAAGCAGCUUUCAGAAGAUCAAUACCUUGAGGCCGCUGGAAAGGCAACAGUCAUUGCAAAUGACUCCAACAUCUAUCGAGAUCCUCACAGUGUCUGCGUCAUGGAUGCGAAGAGCCUGUAUGAUGCUCUGAAUUCGGAGCAAAGCCAGGGCGAUGAUGAUAGGAGUGCAUUAGAAACCGCGAUCAUUCGCGAAUCCAUGUCAGUGUGCCGCAGCCGACCCCGAUGGAUCCCUCACAACAUGAACCCAGCUGAUUCAAUGACGAAAUUUGUGGGUGGGCAUCAUGAGCCCCUGUUGAAGUUGUUGAAGACUGGAAAAUUUAUGAUAGAGGAAGAAGAAGAGGUCCUGCUGCGUGGCAAACAGUCAGAGCAGUUCCGUGCCUUGACCGCCGACAUGGCGGUGUCUUCAUUC